Molecule: messenger RNA, 1398 nt
Organism: Cylindrotheca closterium
Lineage: Eukaryota; Bacillariophyta; Bacillariophyceae; Bacillariales; Bacillariaceae
Source: the annotation of a GenBank genome assembly
AUGGAUGCCAAGGUAGAAACGUAUUACAGCGAAAUCUUCACCGAUCUCACAUUGGACGAAGAAGAGGCUCAAGAGCUGAUUGAUUACUUCACCACCUUGAAUCCUCCUCCUGACAAGUUGGUGUGGUUGCGCGCCACUGCCUUUCGUUUGGGAUGUGGGUUCCUGUCCGAAGAGCACGAGAAGAAUGUCUCGUUGAUUCGUGCUAUUAACGCCAUUAUUCACUGCCUUGAAAAGACCUGCAUGGUUCCCGCAACUGCGGAAGGCAAUGCCGACUUUGACGCCGAAGGUGCCGAAGCCAAGAUUCGCAGCAUUUACGAAGAUUUGUCGGUUGACAAUGCCGAGAACCAAGAUCUGUUUGAAUACUUUCAAGGAAACACACCGUCUGUUGAUAACUUGGUCUCUCUUCGAGCCACUGCUUUCAAGGCCGCCGUUGACUUUCUGAGCGACGACAAGGACAAGAAUGUUGAGCUCUUGCGUUGCAUCAAUGUCGUCGUUCAUGCCUUUGAACGUGUCUGUCUUCGUCCCAAGGAAUACAAACUCAAGUUGGCUCCUGAAUUCAAUUUGGAUGUCAGUCUCAGUGAUGCUGUCCAAGAAUUGUGGAAGCUGGAUGUCAAUCGCUUGACACCCGACCGUGACUACUCUAUCAACGUGCAAGGAGGCAAAAAGCCAUACUGGAAGGAAGACCAGGCCGAAGACCCCCUCUUUACCUCUGUCGACCGCCGUGCUCUUAACCGCCCCACUUACAAAACCUUUGUGGCCUUGUUGGAUAAUUACACAUCCCAAACGGGCCAGGCCGAGCGCGUCACCAGUUCUGAACGCAAGGAGAACUCGGAUUUCCUGAAUGCCAUUAUGCAAACAGCACCCAUGCAAUUUUGCCAUAAAUACCUCCACGCAAAGAUCCCCGACAAGGUUUCUUCCAGCCAAAAUGAAUUCAAAAAGUUGCUCAACAAGAUUUGGUUCGACUUGUACCGCCGUGCCGGAUCCUUGGACUCGAGUGGAUUUGAGCACGUCUUUGUUGGUGAGGUAAAGAAUGGAAAGAUUUCUGGAUUCCACAAUUGGAUCCAGUUGUGGAUGGAAGAACAAAAGGGUGAUCUUGACUACAGAGGCUACAUCAAGCCUCGGGGUCGUUCCGAGGCUGUCACCGAUUCGAAUGAUCACAUCUUGACCUUGCAAUUCUCUUGGCAUGGAGUCGAAAAGGCUGUUGGAACCAGUUUUAUUGGAGUCUCACCCGAGUUUGAAAUGGCGCUCUACAGCAUGUGCUUUUUGUUGGGAGAAGAAGACAAUCAAGUCUUCCUCAACACUGGUACGGAUGAAUUUGAAUUGAAUAUCAAGUGCUACACUUACAACGGUGACAAGAUUGGAACUGCAUUCCCUGAAGCAACCGCUCACUAUGACUAA